Molecule: messenger RNA, 1700 nt
Organism: Teleopsis dalmanni
Lineage: Eukaryota; Metazoa; Arthropoda; Insecta; Diptera; Diopsidae
Product: hepatoma-derived growth factor-related protein 2-like
Exons: 3
Coding region: 277-987 (236 amino acids)
Biological process (GO): regulation of transcription by RNA polymerase II
Cellular component (GO): nucleus
Molecular function (GO): double-stranded DNA binding; transcription coregulator activity
Source: RefSeq, a predicted model, not a curated record
UUUAUGUUCACGUGUACUGCGUGUGAUAUAAUGGAUACUAUGGCCGGCCUAAUUGAUUCCAAUAUUCUAUACGAAAUUUUUGCAAAAAUACAACACUGCUUAGAACCAUAGAAGGGGAAGUAAUGACAUUCGCAUUGAAACCAUUUGGAUUUGUGUUCCUGAACGAUUAACGUUAGUUCUUCGUUUUUGCAAUUCAAGCCUUUAUUCAGUAAAUUUGUUCACGUAAAUCUUUUGAUUCUUAAGUUGAGGUUGAAUUCUAUUUGUACAAAUAUUAAGAUGUCACCGAAGAGUGGAAAACGUGGAAAGCGUGGUUAUUCCAAAAAAAACGCAACGUGCGGUACAUCUUUUAAACUAGGCGAAUUCAUUUUCGCGAAAGUUCGGGGAUUUCCUUAUUGGCCAGCAAAAAUUUUUCGUAUAUUAACACAACGUACAGUAAAAUUCCGUGUUUAUUUUUAUGGAACGGAUCAAAUAGCGGACUUAGGUUCAGGUUCCAUUAAGUAUUACUCAGAAGAAACAAAACAAAAGUGCAUAACUAAGCGCCUACUAAAAAAUAAGAAAUUUGUUAAAGCUUUAUCGGAAAUAGAAAAUGCCAUGAUAGAUGAAGCCAGCGAUAUAGCACCCAAUGCAUUACGCUAUUUAGUAAAUGAAAAUGGUAAAGAAGAGAGCCAUUCCGUUGUAACAGAAACAAAAGAAUUAUUAACAAAUGAUAAAGAAAUUGACGCAGUUAUGGGAGUUAAUUCUAUUCAUCCAUCGUAUUCUGAUUUGGAGGGCAGUAACGACAGUGAUAACACUAAAUAUGCUUUCAGUAUGAAAUCUGGUACUCUUUGUCCGCAUAUUUGUGCAUCUUCAGAUGAUGAUGGAAACAAGAUUUAUGCUAAUAUUAAUCAGAGCGAAAGACCAGAUGAAAGAUAUCAAUUAAAAGAUACAGACUCUUUAGUUCAGAAAUCAGACAAUAUUAACGGAUGCUAUAGCGUGUUUACUUUAUAAAAUCAUAAAAGACAUCACAGAAUUAUUGCCUAUACUGGAACGACUUCUAAAAUUUUGGAGUAUUUUCUAGUAAUAAGUUUAUAUAUAAGUUUAGUUUAAGUAUAAAAAACUUAAUUCAUGUACAAUACAUGUAUACACAUUUCGAUAAGCGUUGGAUGCUAUAUCCAGCGUUGAAGCGUUGACUUGGGCUGCGAUUGAUAGGUUACAGUUCCUGAAAACUAUAUAUAUAUAUAUAUAUAUAUAUAUAUAUAUGUCUAUUUGGUCUUUCGCUCUGAUUAAUAUUCGCAUAAACCUUAUUUCCAUCAUCAUUCGAAGAUGCACAAAUAUGCGUUCAUUUGCUUAUAGUUCUUUUGUUUCUGUUACAACGGAAUGGCUCUCUUCUUAUAUACUAAAUAGCGUAAUGCAUUGGGUGCUAUAUCGCUAGCUUCAUCUAUCAUGGCAUUUUCUAUUUUGGAUAAAGCUUUAACAAAUUUCUUAUUUUUUAAUAGGCGCUUAGUUAUGCACUUUUGUUUUGUUUCCUCUGAGUAAUACUUAAUGGAACCUGAACCUAAGUCGGCCAUUUGAUCCGUUCCAUAAAAGUAAACACGGAAUUUUGCAGUACGUUGUGGUAAUAUUCGAAAAAUUUUUGCCGGCCAAUAAGAAAAUCCCCGAACUUUCGCGAAAAUGAAUUCGCCUAGUUUAAAAGAUGUACCGCACGUUGCGUUUUUUUUGGA